This is a messenger RNA of Xenopus tropicalis (tropical clawed frog), 2958 nucleotides long. RefSeq names its product chromosome 1 C14orf93 homolog (gene c1h14orf93). NCBI's taxonomy places the organism in Eukaryota, Metazoa, Chordata, Amphibia, Anura, Pipidae. The record is from RefSeq and is a predicted model, not a curated record. Bases 937 to 2535 code for a protein of 532 amino acids. The transcript has 7 exons.
CGGGGCCAAACUGGGUGCAAUCGGCCCAGGACCGGCCCUGUGUACCACGCUACUAGACUGUAUGUGCCUCCUUUACUAGUUUUCUCAGGUGCAAGCAAAAGUGGGAAGGUGGAAGUUAAGCACGGUCGUGUGAUUUUAUCCAUAUACAUUCAUUCAUGUUAAUAAAUGUAUAUAUUGUUUUUUAGCACCGUUUUGUGUGAACCAGUGACACCACUAUUUACAAUAUUUACUGACCUUUGACAUAAAAUAUACAGCUAAUUUAGUAUGACUCUUUAUUAUACGAGUUUAUAAUGUGCAAAACUCCCCUAAAGGGCCCCUGUGUACACAGCCUAAUGCCUCCUCCCCGACCCCUGUCCACCAAUCGGGAUCUAGAAGAGGCGUGUACCAGUUGUGCACCCGUCUGUGCACACAGAGCUCCAAGAAUACAAAGGGGACACGCUGACCUUCACAUUUCAUGCUGAUAUAACUUAAUUCAGUUGUAAUACUCUGAUUUAACCAGAACAAGCCUUUUCCAAAAAGGGGAGGGGGGCAAGUACAUUGCAAAGUGAAUCCAGCGGAGGAGAAAAAUACAAGAGAAGCAGUGUUUAAAAGGAAUUUCUUGGAUGUUUGUGCCUUGCUUCAAGAAGAACUACUUGCAUCCCUAGUGACAUAACUAAAUGUAAUAACAGUAAAAACUGCUGUAAAUACUACACAUUUUAGAUGAGAUAGCAGAGAACACAUAAAUCAUUAAAUGCAGGAUAUAGUGGCAGAUAUGCAUUUUUAUGCAUAUGCAUAAUUUCUUGGAAUUAAAAUUUACACAAGUAAAAUAAAAGGAACAUUAGAUAACAGCCCUACAUGUAUUAUGCUAUAGCUAACACAAAGUGUAUCUUAUUUAACAUUUAGGCUGAGGCUUAACACAUUAUAUAAAGCAAGGGGAUUGCAUAGUGUUCCAGGGAAAUGUCAUUUAGUGCCACUAUUCUAUUCACCCCUCCACCGGGGCACAGUGAGGAAAAGUGUGGAUGCAAAAGUGAAGGCAUUCAAGCACGCUCUGUUCCUGUUGAUGGUGUUACUCCCAUCAAUGUGACUGGAGAUGGGGUAGCAGUUCAGGGAUGUGAACAACUUCUACACCUUAUUUAUCAGCGUGUUGAAAAAGCUGUAGGUAUAGCCGAAGCUGCACUAGAUGUGGCCAAGGCCAACAGUAACCUUUUAAGCCAACUCCAAGAAGAGAUGAGUGGUCUCAGAAAACUUACUGAAAAUACAGAGAAAGACAAAUUUCCAGUACAAAUGCCAGCUGCUAAUACAAAAUGCAAAAUAUCAGAAGAUGAAGAGGUGGAGGAAAUUCGUGGUGUUCAAGUGGUUAUUGAAGAACUGAGACAGCUGGGUGCAGCAUCUGCAUCUUUGGUACCUGGUUUUCAUACACCAUCUAUGGACAGGACUCCAAAGGAUGGAUGCCUGAGUGCAGGCCCCUCUCCCGGUGAGGCUAACCCAUUGCUUAGCCCUAUGCAUGUGCCAGUUAUUGAUGAUUUUUUGAACACUGAAGCCCCUGCUGCAAGAAUUCUAGCCCCAAGUUUUGUAAAGCAUCUCACUACAUCUCGCCCUCAUGGAGAUACAGUUGAAGUUCUAAGCGAGUCAGCUCCCCCAAUUAUGAAGCCAACACUAUCAACACAUUCUCAUCUGCUAAUACAGAGGGAUGGCUCUCUUAGUCCUGGUGGUAUAGUGAUGGCUGAAACUUCUUCAGCUUCUGCAGAGAUGAGGCCUUCCAUUUCACCACCACCACCAUUGGCAUCAUUUUAUGCAUGCACAAGCAGUCGGCAGCGUGGCAAUGGACAAAAGUGCUCCCGCCGGAAACGGGAUCUAGUGCUGUCAAAACUGGUUCAUAAUAUUCACAAUCAUAUUUCUAAUAACAGACGAUUCAAUGGUUCAGAAAGCAUCAAAUCAUCCUGGAAUAUUUCAGUUCUAAAGUUCCUGGUGGAGAAGCUAAAGCAAGAGUUGGUGUCCAGCAUCAAUCAUUACACAGACAAAGAACUAAAAGGUGCCUGUGUUGCUUACUUCCUGACUAAAAGGAGAGAAUAUCGCAACUCUAUGAAUCCUUUCAAAAGUCUUAGAGAGAAAGAGGAAAAAAAGCUCAGAAGCAGGAGAUACAGACUCUUUGCCAAUCGUUCAUGGGGAGUGCAGCAAUUCCCUGUAGAGGACCAAGCUUUGUGGGAAGGUGUUACAGAGGAGCUGAUGUCAGAUGAAGAGGACAGUAUCUCAGAGCCAGGUGUCUGGGUAGCACGACCACCACGUUUCCGAGCACCAGAACUCACGCGGCUUUGUUAUCGUAUUGAUUCACACUCAAAGCAUGGCAAUAAAACAAAUCGUGUAUAUGGAGCCCUAUCUGAUCGACUACCAUCUGCAGAGGCACAACUUUUACCACCACACCUCUACAACCCAGACUGGGAGGGGGAUCAAAUAGAUAGUGAUGCUGGAGGGGUAGAUGGGGGUGGAAGAGGAAGAAAAUCAUUUUGCCCGGAUUUAAACUCUUUUAUACAGAUAAAAGUUGAGAAAGAUGAAUGAACUGUAGGAAAUAAACACAUAGGGGAUGGGGGUUGAAAUAAAUGUAAAAAAGCAACACUGACAAAUUCUGGAAAAAAGACAAAUGCUCAAAACAGUGUCUACUGAUAUGAACAAGAUAAAGGUACCAGUCCAGAGAUACCUAGAAGAGCUGUUCAUGUAACCACUUCAUUUGUUUUGUAAAAAAUAAAAUGUUGCUUAGAACAUUUUUAUUUUAUUUUAACACUGGAAAUUGUGACCUUUAUAGUGCCAUUAUCCUAUAGUGUUCUUUUUUUUUGUAUUUUGAAUCACCAUAAUAUAAAAAAUAAGAAAUAUUUGCCUAAAAUGUACUCUAUAUGAGAUAGCCUUCCACAUUUGAACAAUUUAAUGUAUAAAUGAAUGUAGAGCUGUGAAGGUUGACUAUUUGAUAAAUAUGCACCAUAGUGA